Messenger RNA from Gambusia affinis (western mosquitofish), 2957 nucleotides. RefSeq names its product vascular cell adhesion protein 1-like. The record is from RefSeq and is a predicted model, not a curated record. Bases 182 to 1276 code for a protein of 364 amino acids. Gene Ontology annotation, biological process: cell adhesion. The transcript has 5 exons. NCBI's taxonomy places the organism in Eukaryota, Metazoa, Chordata, Actinopteri, Cyprinodontiformes, Poeciliidae. Gene Ontology annotation, molecular function: integrin binding.
GGUAAGAAGUCAGAGGCCGGAUGUGUGCUAAGGAAACAAGCUGAGUUGCUGACAUUGUCUCACCCGUGAUGAUCGAAGUUUAUAAACGGAGUGAAAUAUCAACGUUUAGUUUCUGACUCUCAGGAGAAGAUUUCCUUUCCAGACCUGAACGUUUGUUUUCCACAAACUGCCUGGAAAAGAAAUGCUUUCCAGUUUUGUUCUGCUGGCGGCCUCCUUCACCACUUUCUUCUGCUGCGUGAGCAGCUGCACUUACACCUGUGAAGAUAAACCUGUGAUAACUCCAUCCAGACUGGUGGUGAAGUUUGGUGAUCCAGCCUCUGCUACAUGUGUAGCCUGUCAGCAGGCCUGUCUUCCCCCAGAUGAAAAUAUUAUUAAUAUUGAAGCUUCUCUUGGAACGUCUAACAUAAAUGGAAGCACAGUGAGCUGGACAGUGAACCAAAUGACUGAGUGGGAAUUAACUCCAAAAUGCUUCUAUACUACCGAAAAUGAUCAGUGCUGCACCAACUUGCCUAUUACUGUUUACAAACCUCCAGAAAGUGUGUCCUUCAGCAUAAAGCCCUCUGGACCUCUGAUUGAGGGUUCAGAGGUCAUCCUGCAGUGCGAUGUACUGAACGUUGCUCCGGCUAAAAACCUCAUUGUGACCUUUUACAGAGGUCAGAGGUCUCUAGGUGAAGAGAAAAGCAGCAAGACCACAAAGAAACCAGUCAAUGAGGAAUUUUCGUUGAGCUACAACAUCAGCAAAGAAGACAAUCAAGUCCAGUUCUGGUGUGAAGCGAAGCUGGAACUGGGAGCUGAAGGACCACAGCCCCCUCUAGUGGUGAAAUCAGACAAUCUCACUGCUACAGUUUAUUACGGACCUGAGCUGAAGGUUCCGGCUGAUCCCGCUCCAGUCAGCAUCGUUAGAGGAGAACCUCUCCAUUUGACCUGCGUGGCUGAAGGAAACCCCAAACCUCGGUACAACUGGACGCUGCCGUCCAACAAAGCCCACAGCAGUGUGACCGAUCUGAAAAUCGACUCAGUGGACUUUCAGGACGGAGGGCAAUAUGUCUGCACCGUCAGCAGCAACGGGAACUCUGUCAGUGUUAGAUUUGACGUAACAGUUCAAGAAAACAUCAUUCCGUACAUAAUAGGGGCCGUAGUAGCUACUGCGGUUCUGUUAUUGAUCGGCUCAGGAGUCUACAGUUUUUAUUACAAACAGAAGAAGAUGGGAGAAUACCGACCAAAAGACGUUUUCUGUUUGGCUGAAGUGCAUCCCCCCACAGUUCCUCUUUGUUAGUUGAUGGUUUCAGUGUUGUGAGAAAGUUACAGGAACUCUUUGUAUCUGGAAUCUGGAGGUUACAUGUUUUACACUCAGGCUACCAUGGAUUGCAGUUAUUUCCUCUUAACUAUUUGUACUUUAUGAAUCAUUUUUGUAACUUUUUUCUCUUAUUUUCUGCAGAAAACACCCAGCCGUACAUAAUAGGUGGCACAAUAGCUGCUGUGGUUGUGCUUUUGAUCACCGUUGUCGUUGCAGUCUACAUCUUUUACUACAAACCAAAGAAAAUGGGAGAGAGCCAACUAUAGGAUAUUCACCGUUACGACACAGUGCGUCACGGAGGGAAAAUCUGAGGCUGGAAAAUUCUUAGGUCCAGUGACACUGAGUCGUCUUGGUGUUCUUGCAAGUUCUCCCAUUUCCAACGAAGGACAUAAAUUCUGCUUCCUGUGUGGAAGUGUUCACUUGCUCCUUCCUGGACGGUUGGGUUGCAGUUUUCUGUUGUGUUUGGUUCAAACCUAUGCUCCUAUUUAGCUCAUUUCCUUGUUGCUAACGUUUGCCAUGUUAUCUAAGACCAUUGUAAUGAAUAUCUUAGAAGUUCUAUGUACAAUUUAAUUUGGGCUGUAUGUUGGUAUUAUGUCUUAGUGGUGGGAAACGUCUUACUUUCCGACUUAAACGCAGGAUUUAAAAUGACUUCCUAUUUAUUUUGGCCACCUUAAAACUUCUAUCUUAAAAAUAUCUGUCUGUUUCGUGUUGAUUGGAUGAUUUAAAACAGUGGUUGCUAAACAAUUUAUGAUAAAUACUGUAUGUGGAGCCUUGUGUCGUCUCUCAUGUUGUUUUCUGUCUAAUAGCUGUGUUUCCAUUACACAUGAACACACAAUUUUGCAAUUGCAGUGAUUCCAUGGAAUAAAAAUCAGAGCUUUGUGAAAUAUAUUAAUUUUGAUGCAGCCAAAAAAACCCAAAACAUCCUUAUCUUAGCGCAAAAUCUUUUUAUCAAGAAAAGAAAGAAAGUUGUAUUCUUCUAAACUCAUGUUUAAAGAGUGGGAUUGUUUUUUCUAAUUGUUUUCACAAAUACAAUUUUAAAAUUAUUUUUAUAAUUCUAAUUUGCGCAGUCAUACGGUCAGCAGUUACUGAUGGCUCAUCUGGUUUCUGUCUUUCUAAGACUUUAAAUAAAUUACUCUUCCAUUCUAUUUCCUCAUGUUCAUAUCCAGAUUUUUGCCAUGUUAAACCUGUUUUGUACUCUGACUUACUCAGACUUAAUCUGAAUUAAAUGCAAAUUAAUUUACAUUUAACUCCACUCCGACCAAUAAGAAUCCUUUCUACUUUAUGAUGUAAUAAACAAAUGCGACGCCCUGAUGGAAGAAUAUAAACAAGACAUUUUCUUACUAAUCACUUUGAUAUAUUUUGAUACAUUUUCUGCUCGUUUCUAAGUUCAGAGUUAUCAAGGAAACUAACAGUCGCUGCUCACUGUGGUUUAUUUUUGAACUCUUGACUUUUAUGUGUAAAGUCCCUCCCUUUCCUCCCUCUGUUUGCUUUGGCUUCCGCUUUUGGAGAAAACAACAAACCAGCCGUCUGUAUUUCAAUGCAGGUAUAAUUCAAUCUGUGUUACGUCAUCGUCUUGUUCUGUGUUUAACGUGAGAUUAGUUGUAGAGAAAAAUGUGAGAGUGAUCUGUGCUGUUUUGUCGACCCCAGUUCCAGUGUUUGU